This is a messenger RNA of Penicillium canariense, 1065 nucleotides long. RefSeq names its product nitronate monooxygenase. Bases 1 to 1065 code for a protein of 354 amino acids. The transcript has a single exon. The record is from RefSeq and is a predicted model, not a curated record. Gene Ontology annotation, molecular function: nitronate monooxygenase activity. NCBI's taxonomy places the organism in Eukaryota, Fungi, Ascomycota, Eurotiomycetes, Eurotiales, Aspergillaceae.
AUGGCUGCCAAGCUAUCUUCAUGCUAUGCAUGGGCAACCAGGCCCUUCAUAGUAGGCGCGCCGAUGCGGAUCAUGUCCGGUCCAGCCCUCGCCGUCGCUAUCUCACGAGCUGGCGGACUUGGAUUCAUUGGGCCGGGAGCCAAAACGCAGGACACCGCGGUCGAUCUUGAGCAAGCAUCGAAGCUAAUGGAGCAAGCACGCGCCUCCUCAUCCGUCUUUGACAAGUUGUCGCCAGCUAACUCUCUGUUACCUGUCGGUGUCGGCUAUCAAAUGUGGGCAGGCGACAUCAACGUUGCAGUCGCUGCCAUCGAGAAGUUCAAGCCGUGUGCUGUCUGGCUGUACGCUCCCAAGGAGAGUCUCGAGGAAUUCGAUGACUGGUCUCGCAGCAUCAGACAAGUCUCUCCUGGCACCCAAAUUUGGAUUCAGAUCGGCACCUUGAGAGAAGCAAAACAACUCCUCAUAAGCUCUGAGAAACCUGAUGCUGUCGUUGUCCAGGGCGCGGAAUCCGGUGGCCAUGGACGGGCCAAGGAUGGACUGGGCAUUAUAACCUUGUUCCCCGAGGUUGCAGAUGCGAUGGAAAGCACUGACAUCCCUCUGCUCGCAGCCGGGGGUAUUGCUGACGGGCGCGGUGUGGCAGCGGCUCUGUGCCUGGGCGCAUCGGGUGUUGUGAUGGGGACUCGAUUCCUGGCUGCGAACGAAGCACGAAUUAGCAAGGGAUAUCAAAAUGAGAUUCUCCGCGCAUCUGACGGGGCUGCCUCUACCACACGAACUCUGCUGUACAACCAUCUUCGGGGCACAUUUGGCUGGCCAGCUGAAUACAGUCCUAGGACGAUCAUCAACAGGUCAUUCAUCGAAUACCAGGCCGGUCGUGCCUUUGACGAGCUUAAAGCACUUCAUGACGAGGCUGUGAUUAAAGGCGACAGCGCCUGGGGACCAGAGGGCCGAGUUGCAACAUAUGCUGGGGCGUCUAUUGGGCUGAUUCACGAAAUGGCAGAUGCCGCAGAUAUCGUUCGUGAAGUGCAAAAAGAUGCUGUGAGGCGACUUCAAUCAGCAGUGGCUAGCUAA